Molecule: messenger RNA, 450 nt
Organism: Vittaforma corneae ATCC 50505
Lineage: Eukaryota; Fungi; Microsporidia; Nosematidae
Exons: 1
Coding region: 1-450 (149 amino acids)
Source: RefSeq, a predicted model, not a curated record
AUGGGAUACUUCGAAGGUAUUGUUCCUAAAUACUUAAUACUCUACUCAGUCAUAAAGAUCCUUGUUGAUCUGAAUGACUUCAGAAAGGGCAUCUUUAAGGACUUUGAUAGAAAGUUUUACUAUCUUGAAAUAGCUAAGUUUUUUGUAAUAGCCUCAAGAAUCAUGGGAAUGAAGUAUAUUAGGAGAAGAGCACAGUUCAAUCUUACAAUCAUGUCUGUUUUUCUCGAGACUGCGCUGUUUUUUUAUCAAAGUAGAUAUUUUAGCCGCUUUAGGCUAUAUUUGGAAGCUGUAUUUGGCUGCACAAGCUUUAUUUUCCUUAUAUUCUUCCAUCCAAGCUACUGUAAAAGGAAUGCAAAUAAAAACAAGGAUACAAAUAAAGACAAGGUGUGCGACAAAUGCACAGAUAAAGGUGUGAAGGAGGGUAUUCAAAAUAAAGAAAAGAGUGAAUAA